Messenger RNA from Pyrus x bretschneideri (Chinese white pear), 1021 nucleotides. RefSeq names its product ethylene-responsive transcription factor ERF024-like. The coding region runs from base 195 to 827 and encodes 210 amino acids. Gene Ontology annotation, molecular function: DNA binding; DNA-binding transcription factor activity. The record is from RefSeq and is a predicted model, not a curated record. Gene Ontology annotation, biological process: regulation of DNA-templated transcription. Lineage: Eukaryota; Viridiplantae; Streptophyta; Magnoliopsida; Rosales; Rosaceae. The transcript has a single exon.
CUAAUCCAUCCAACACAAACUAAGCUGGCUUACAGCCUUACACCCCAACUCUCUUCACGGCGCAGUUCAGCAACACCUGGUUUGCACUUUCUACCUCUCAAACUCUUCACCUAGCUCACAAUUGGUUCAUCACCCAAAUACCUUCCCUCCAUAAAUGGCUUCCUCCAUCAACUUCCAAAUGCCACAUCUCCACCAUGUACACCACAAAUACUACUACAACAUCAAGCAGUACGGGAAGUACUACUACAACAUCAAGCAGUACUGGAAGUACUACUACUUCCACUGGGCGUCACCCAACGUACCGCGGUAUACGGCGCAGGAGCAGUGGAAAAUGGGUCUCAGAAAUCCGAGAGCCCAAAAAACCUAAUAGGAUUUGGCUAGGCACAUUUUCCACACCUGAAAUGGCUGCGGUUGCUUAUGACGUGGCUGCUAUCGCUCUCAAGGGUCAAGGUGCUGAGCUCAACUUCCCCAACUCCGCUUCUUCAUUGCCCGUGCCAGCCUCCACUUCGCCACGUGACAUCCAGGCGGCAGCAUCCUCCGCUGCUGCUGCCAUGGGAGUUGCAAUUGAUCACGGUUCUUAUUCAAGGAGUGAGGUGCAGGGUGAUCAGCAAGAUGCUUAUCAGGCUCAUAAGACAGUUGAUGAGGCUGAUAGAUUAAUGCUGAAUCAGGAGUUUGUUGAUGAGGAACUGAUCUUCAAUAUGCCUAACGUUCUAGUGAACAUGGCUGAGGGAAUGCUUCUUAGCCCUCCUCGCUUGGACAUAGCUGGCGAUGAUGCUAUAGUUGCUGAUCAAGAACAAGGAGACCAUAACCUUUGGAAAUUUAAUUAAAAUCCCAGCUUAAUUUUAUCAACAGUAUCAAAACGAGAAAAAAAGAAAUGAAAAAAUAUAACCGAAAAUUAAAAGAAAAAACAGAAUAAAAGGACCUAACCCUUGAUGUAUCUGCAGGGGGUCUCCAUGAAAACCUAUGAAAUUGUUAAAUGCUUGUUUCCUUUAUUUUGUUUGUGAGAGUUAUGUGAUUGUGC